This is a messenger RNA of Trichoderma gamsii, 1656 nucleotides long. RefSeq names its product importin subunit alpha. Gene Ontology annotation, biological process: NLS-bearing protein import into nucleus. Gene Ontology annotation, cellular component: nucleus; cytoplasm; nucleoplasm. The record is from RefSeq and is a predicted model, not a curated record. Gene Ontology annotation, molecular function: nuclear import signal receptor activity; protein binding. Bases 1 to 1656 code for a protein of 551 amino acids. Lineage: Eukaryota; Fungi; Ascomycota; Sordariomycetes; Hypocreales; Hypocreaceae. The transcript has 3 exons.
AUGGCGGACCGCUAUAUCCCAGAGCAUCGCCGAACCCAGUUCAAGGCCAAGAACACAUUCAAGCCCGAUGAGCUCCGCCGCCGCCGCGAGGAGCAGCAGGUCGAGAUCCGCAAGGCGAAGCGCGAGGAAAACCUAGCCAAGCGACGAGGCAUUGGGUCUGGUGAUAGCCGCCCGGGUGCUGCUCUGGGCGCUGCGCCCGACAGCGACGAUGAGUCCGCCCCUACCGAGUCUCAGUUGAACGAGGAUCUUCCUCAGAUGGUAUCUGGUGUCUUCUCCGACCAGAUCGAUCUCCAAAUCCAAGCCACCACCAAGUUCCGAAAGCUGCUGUCCAAGGAGCGGAACCCUCCCAUCGAGGAGGUCAUCAAGACCGGUGUCGUCAGCCGCUUCGUCGAGUUCCUGCGAUCCCCCCACACCCUGGUGCAGUUCGAGGCUGCUUGGGCCCUGACCAACAUCGCCUCUGGCUCGGCCACCCAAACCCAGGUCGUCAUUGAGGCUGGCGCUGUUCCCAUCUUCGUCGAGCUCCUUGCCAGCCCUGAGCCCGAUGUGCGAGAGCAGGCCGUCUGGGCACUUGGUAACAUUGCUGGUGACAGCCCUCAUUGCCGCGACUAUGUCCUUAGCUGCGGAGCUCUCAAGCCCCUGCUUAGCUUGCUGGGAGACAGCCGCAAGCUCAGCAUGCUUCGUAACGCGACCUGGACCUUGAGCAACUUUUGCCGCGGCAAGACCCCUCAGCCCGAUUGGAACACUAUUGCUCCGGCCCUUCCUGUCCUGGCCAAGCUUGUGUACUCUCUUGAUGACGAGGUCCUGAUCGAUGCCUGCUGGGCCAUUUCUUACCUGUCCGACGGUUCCAACGAUAAGAUUCAGGCUGUUAUCGAGGCCGGUAUUCCUCGUAGACUCGUUGAGCUUCUUCUUCACGCAUCCACCUCAGUGCAGACUCCUGCUCUUCGAUCUGUUGGCAACAUUGUUACUGGUGACGAUGUCCAGACUCAGGUCAUCAUCAACAGCGGCGCCCUUCCUUGCCUUUUGUCUCUUCUGAGCUCAACCAAGGAUGGUAUUCGCAAGGAAGCCUGCUGGACCAUCUCCAACAUCACUGCCGGAAAUUCUUCUCAGAUCCAGGCUGUCAUCGAUGCCAACAUCAUUCCUCCUCUGAUCCACCUCUUGCAGAAUGGCGACCUCAAGACUCGCAAGGAGGCUUGCUGGGCUAUCAGCAACGCCACUUCAGGCGGCCUCCAGAAGCCUGAGCAGAUUCGAUACCUCGUCGCUCAAGGCUGCAUCAAGCCCUUGUGCGAUCUCCUUGCUUGCCCCGACAACAAGAUCAUACAGGUUGCCCUUGAUGGCUUAGAAAACAUCCUCAAGAUAGGCGACUUGGAUAGACAGGCCGCAGGUGAAGGUGCCGACUCGAUCAACCGCUAUGCCCUGUUCAUUGAAGAGUGCGGUGGCAUGGAGAAGAUCCACGAUUGCCAGAACAACGCCAACGAGGAGAUUUACAUGAAGGCGUACAACAUCAUCGAGAAGUACUUUUCCGACGAGGAAGAGAACGCAGAUGAGGGCGCUUCUCAGCCCACCGGCGCCAACGGCACAUUUGGUUUCGGCACCAACGGCGCUGCGCAAGCUGGAGGAUUCAACUUUGCCAAUGGAGGUGAUUCUAUGGAUAUGUAG